AUGGUUUUGGCGGAGAGAAACUCGGAAAAUGUUAGAAAUGGACGCAGAUCGCGGGGCCCCAGCCCUAAUGGACAGACGGAAUCUUCGAGCGAAGAAGACGGAGUGGAUGAAUAUAUCAUAUUAGCAAAGGAAAAGUAUGGCUAUAAUGGAGAACAAGCAUUAGGAAUGUUAUUUUGGCACAAACAUAAUUUAGAACGUGCUGUAUUAGAUUUAGCUAAUUUUACACCAUUUCCUGAUGAAUGGACAGUUGAGGAUAAAGUUCUUUUUGAACAAGCAUUUCAAUUCCAUGGGAAAAGUUUCCAUCGAAUUCGUCAAAUGUUACCAGAUAAAUCUAUUGCUAGCCUUGUUAAAUAUUACUAUAGCUGGAAAAAAACAAGAACUAGAACAUCACUGAUGGAUAGACAAGCAAGAAAAUUAACAAGUGGUGGAAAAGAAGGAGAAAAUGGUAGUGAAAAUGGAAGUGAAUUAGGUUCCAAUACAGACAGUGAAUCAGAAGAAAAAAAAUGGACGAUCCACCGCGGAAUACGUCGUGGAAAGAACCAAGCUGUGCCAGGAAGCCAAGGCACUGACGCCAAAGCCCCAUCCGACUCGGAAAACGCCCCUCAGGUUCAGGCGAACUGGUGUAGCAAGACCAUUAAGUUCCAUGCCAGGUCGAACAAAUAAAAGAAAACCACCUCGCGGUCUUGUUGUUAAUCAUGAUGAUUUAGCAGCAUUGGCUGGCCAACCUACUCAAGCAAACAACAGUUUACAAGCGAUAGACACCGAAAUUGUUAGCCUAAAACGCCAAAUUCAAUCAAACAAACAACAAGUAAGCGCAUUAAAGCGUAAAACAACUGACGGUAUUGAUGAUCUACGACCACCAGAAGUGUCCAGUCGUAUAAAUGCUCGUUGGACAAAUGAUGAAUUACUUUUGGCCGUUCAGGGUGUUCGAAAAUAUGGGAAAGAUUUUUCUGCGAUUGCUGAUGUAAUUGGAACUAAAACAGAAGCCCAUUUGCGAUCGUUUUUUGUAAAUUAUCGACGGAGGUAUAAUUUAGAUGCAGUCUUAAAAGAAUAUGAAGCUGAAAAUGGCCCGAUAUUAAUUGAUGAUGAAAAGGAAGAAAAGAUGGAUAUUGAUCAGCCAAAUGAAACAGCAGAAUCAUCUCAAAAAACGAAAUCAUCCGUAGGACUUGGACAAACGGCUAAAUAACAAAUGACUAUACUUUUGAAUACCAGCAAACGUGAAAAAAAUAAUCACAGACACUUUGAUAAUCGAUAAUAUCAUGUAAAAGGUAUUUGUUUAUAAUUUACGAUUUUUACUUCUAAUUUCACUUUUUGUUGCGCAUUACUGAUGCGAUACUGCAGGAAUCAAGUAUGAGCAACAAUUUCCGUUAAACUUGUGCAUAAAUUAAUAAUCCACAAAAUACAUAUAUGGAUAUUUAUUAAUACGAACGAAAAUGUGUGAAUUUAUUUAGGUAGAUUUAUUUUUAAUAUAGUAUAUUUGUAUAUGUCUAAAAUGGAAUUUUUAUUAAGCAAUAUAAAGGAACUGUAAUUCCAUUAAAGAUAUUUAGCAUAUAAUUAUAAGAAAAAUAGAUUAAAAAUUAAAUUAAUGCAUCCAAAUGCAAAUAUAAGAUGUUUUUGUAACAUCCAUUGUAUGCAAUUAUGGAUGCAAC
Molecule: messenger RNA, 1649 nt
Organism: Heterotrigona itama
Lineage: Eukaryota; Metazoa; Arthropoda; Insecta; Hymenoptera; Apidae
Source: the annotation of a GenBank genome assembly